AUGGUACGCCGCUCGCCCGGCACCAUUCGUGGCACUCCGCUCGUCCGGUAUAAGUACGCCGCUCACCCGGCUCGGUCACUGCGCGCCGCUCGUCCGCUAUUA
This is a messenger RNA of Strongylus vulgaris, 102 nucleotides long. The record is from the annotation of a GenBank genome assembly. Lineage: Eukaryota; Metazoa; Nematoda; Chromadorea; Rhabditida; Strongylidae.